CUUCCAUCUAGGGGUCAUACUGUCCAGUGAAGAGGCUGUGCCGCUAGACUUAAACAGUCUGAAGCUAUUGCUGUGAUUGAUCUUCCAUUUUCUGGCCUGAAAGACAUUCAGGGAAAGAGGAAGAGAUGGCAGAUUCUUGGGGCUCAGUGACCUAUGAAGAUGUAGCCGUGAUGUUCACUCAAGAGGAGUGGGCACUAUUGAAUCCUUCAGAGAAGAAACUCUACAGAGAUGUGAUGUGUGAAAACUUGAGGAACUUUCUUUCCAUAGAAAAAAUACAAGAACUUUCCACCAAAGAGCAGCAUUACUUGCACAGGAGUCAACAAAGUAAUACAGCAGUGAAAGUCUCUGAGGGCAAAAAAAGUCAGAAUGGUAGAAAAUCUCAAGAAUGUGAAGUAUACAACAAAUUACUCACUGAUUCUAUUCAUCUUCAAAAAUAUGAAAGAAUUCACAGUGGAAAGAAGCCCUAUGGAUGUAAACAGUGUAAUAAAACAUUCAGUUGUCCCAGUUAUCUUCAGGUACAUGAAAGAACUCACAGUGGAGAGAAACCCUAUGAAUGUAAACAAUGUAGUAAAACAUUCAGUUCUUCCAGUAAACUUAAGAAACAUGAAAAUACUCACAGUGGAGAGAAACCCUAUGAAUGUAAAAAAUGUAGUAAAACAUUCAGUUGUUCCAGUAGACUUAAGAAACAUGAAAGAACUCACAGUGGAGAGAAACCCUAUGAAUGUAAACAGUGUAGUAAAACAUUCAGUUGGUCCUGUAGUCUUAAGCUACAUGAAAGAACUCACAGUGGAGAGAAACCCUAUGAAUGUAAACAAUGUAUUAAAACAUUCAGUUGGUCUUGGAAUCAUAAGCUACAUGAAAGAACUCACAGUGGAGAGAAACCCUAUGAAUGUAAACAAUGUAGUAAAACAUUCAGUUGGUCCUGGAGUCUUAAGCUACAUGAAAGAACUCACAGUGGAGAGAAACCCUAUGAAUGUAAACAAUGUAGUAAAACAUUCAGUUGUUCCAGGACUCUUCGCUCACAUGAAAGAACUCACAGUGGUGAGAAACCCUAUGAAUAUAAACAAUGUAAAACAUUCAGUUUUUCCAGUAGUCUUAAACUACAUGAAAGAACUCACAGUGGAGAGAAACCCUAUGAAUGUAAGCAAUGUAGUAAAACAUUCAUGUUUUCCAGUAAACUUAAGAAACAUGAAAGAACUCACAGUGGAGAGAAACCCUAUGAAUGUAAACAAUGUAGUAAAACAUUCAGUUGUUCCAGUAGCCUUAAGCUACAUGAAAGAAAUCACAGUGGAGAGAAACCCUAUGAAUGUAAACAAUGUUGUAAAACAUUCAGUGUUUCCAGUAGUCUUAAACUACAUGAAAGAACUCACAGUGGAGAGAAACCCUAUGAAUGUAAACAAUGUAGUAAAGCAUUCAGUUGUUCCAGUAGUCUUAAGAAACAUGAAAGAACUCACAGUGGAGAGAAACCCUAUGAAUGUAAACAAUGUUGUAAAACAUUCAGUGUUUCCUGUAGUCUUCAAACACAUGAAAGAACCCAUAGUGGAGAGAAACCCUAUGAAUGUAAACAUUGUAGUAAAGCAUUCAGUUGUUCCAGUAGUCUUAAGAAACAUGAAAGAACUCACAGUGGAGAAAACCCUAUGAAUGUGAACAAUGUAGUAAAACAGUUGUUCCAAUAGUCUUAAGAAACAUGAAAGAACCCACAGUGGAGACAAAAUGAAUGUAAACGAUGUAGUAAAACAUCCAGUUGUUCAAGUAGUCUUAAGAAACAUGAAAACUCACAGGGGAGUGAAACCCUAUGAAUGUAAACAAUGUAGUAAAACAUUCAGUUGUUACAGUCAUCUUCAGGCACAUGAAAGAAUUCACAGUGGAGAUAAACCCUAUAAAUGUAAAAAGUAUAGUAAAACAUUCAUUUGUUCCAGUAGUCUUCACUCACAUGAAAAUAUUCACAGUGUAGAGAAACCCUAUGAAUGUAAACAAUGUAAUAAAACAUUUGAGUUGUUCCGGUAGUCUUCGGACACAUGAAAGAAUUCACAGUGGAGAGAAACCCUAUGAAUAUAACCUAUGCAGUAAGAC
Molecule: messenger RNA, 2073 nt
Organism: Erinaceus europaeus (western European hedgehog)
Lineage: Eukaryota; Metazoa; Chordata; Mammalia; Eulipotyphla; Erinaceidae
Product: zinc finger protein 709-like
Exons: 4
Coding region: 126-1676 (516 amino acids)
Biological process (GO): regulation of transcription by RNA polymerase II
Cellular component (GO): nucleus
Molecular function (GO): RNA polymerase II cis-regulatory region sequence-specific DNA binding; DNA-binding transcription activator activity, RNA polymerase II-specific
Source: RefSeq, a predicted model, not a curated record